GGGGGCAUCCGCUGGGUCCCCGCGCCGUCGUUCAGACCGGAGACCUGGACGCAGCCGAGAGAGGUGUCACCGCCCGCCCCGUCCAGUCGCCGCGCGCAGGCACUGCAAAGUCAGCGGUGAACUGACUUCAUCCCAAUGCUCAGCCCCCACCAGGACCAAUCUGGAGUCCCUCCCCUGCCCCCAUUCAAAUUUCCCUUCUGUCCCCAAACUCAUCUCUGAUCUAGACCUUACUCACCUGCUUCCUGUUUCCUAAGACUCCUUCCUGCAGUCCCCAGACUGAGCCUUUUGUCUUUGUCCACCCUGAGCCAGACACCUCCUUUUCCAGAACCUUCUCCUUACUAGUGACUUUGUCUCUGUUUCUUUCUGGGGUCCUAGGAAAUGCCAGCACUCCCACCCGCAUUGCCUGGACUUUCCGACACUCCCUAACUGCCCUGUGUCCUAUCUCAACGCUGUCUCAUGUAUUUCCUGUGUCUUCUAGAACAUCCCCCCGCCAUUAUUACUUCAGUAUGGCUACACAUACUUCCUAACUGCCCUGCAAACAUCUCCUUCUCACUGUUGCCCAGCGAUGCUUUCAUCCCCUCCAUAAACACUCCCCAAGACCAAUUUUUGUGUCACCCCUAUACUCCCUCAUUGACACCCUGAUUAACUCUAUACAUAACCUCCUUGACAAACCACUUUAGUAAUCUCAUCAUCCUCCAGACUUCCUUCCUGUCAUAAUUCCAUCCCUCCUCCAACUUUUCCCUCUCAAGCUCUGCCCUUCCCAGCCCAGCCCAGCCUACCCAACCUCAACUCUUCCCUGUAGAGUACAUCCCACCAUGUUCCCCUGAGCCUCCAAGGAAGGGGCUCGGGGGCCCCAUGGCCUCCCGCUCCCCGUGGCCCCACAGCCCCCGUGGGCCAGGGGAAGCGCCCCAGAAGCCGAAGUGCCCACCAUGGGCAACCACACGUGGGAGGGCUGCCACGUGGACUCACUUGUGGACCACCUCUUUCCGCCAUCCCUCUACAUCUUCGUCAUCGGCGUGGGGCUGCCCACCAACUGCCUGGCUCUGUGGGCAGCCUACCGCCAGGUGCAACAGCGCAACGAGCUGGGCGUCUACCUGAUGAACCUCAGCAUCGCCGACCUGCUGUACAUCUGCACCCUGCCGCUGUGGGUCGACUACUUCCUGCACCAUGACAACUGGAUCCACGGCCCCGGGUCCUGCAAGCUCUUCGGGUUCAUCUUCUACACCAACAUCUACAUCAGCAUCGCCUUCCUGUGCUGCAUCUCGGUGGACCGCUACCUGGCCGUGGCCCACCCACUCCGCUUCGCCCGCCUGCGCCGCGUCAAGACCGCCGUGGCCGUGAGCUCCGUGGUCUGGGCCACUGAGCUGGGCGCCAACUCGGCGCCCCUGUUCCAUGACGAGCUCUUCCGAGACCGCUACAAUCACACCUUCUGCUUUGAGAAGUUCCCCAUGGAAGGCUGGGUGGCCUGGAUGAACCUCUAUCGGGUCUUCGUGGGUUUCCUCUUCCCGUGGGCGCUCAUGCUGCUGUCGUACCGGGGCAUCCUGCGUGCCGUGCGAGGCAGCGUGUCCACCGAGCGCCAGGAGAAGGCCAAGAUCAAGCGGCUGGCCCUCAGCCUCAUCGCCAUCGUGCUGGUCUGCUUUGCGCCCUAUCACGUGCUCUUGCUGUCCCGCAGCGCCAUCUACCUGGGCCGCCCCUGGGACUGCGGCUUCGAGGAGCGCGUCUUUUCUGCAUACCACAGCUCACUGGCUUUCACCAGCCUCAACUGUGUGGCGGACCCCAUCCUCUACUGCCUGGUCAACGAGGGUGCCCGCAGCGACGUCGCCAAGGCUCUGCACAACCUGCUCCGCUUUCUGGCCAGCGACAAGCCCCAGGAGAUGGCCAACGCCUCACUCACCCUGGAGACCCCACUCACCUCCAAGAGGAACAGCACAGUCAAGGCCAUGACUGGCGGCCGGGCGGCCACUCCGCCCUCCCAGGGGGACCAGGUGCAGCUGAAGAUGCUGCCACCAGCACAGUGAGCCCCGCGUGGCACAGAACCCCCAGUUUUCCCCUCUCAUCCCAGUCCCUUCUCUCCUGGUCUGGUGUAUGCAAAUUGUAUGGAAAAAGGGCUGUGUUAAUAUAAGAAUACAAGAACUUAGGAAGAGUG
This is a messenger RNA of Piliocolobus tephrosceles (Ugandan red Colobus), 2146 nucleotides long. RefSeq names its product G protein-coupled receptor 4 (gene GPR4). The transcript is spliced from 2 exons. Gene Ontology annotation, cellular component: membrane. The record is from RefSeq and is a predicted model, not a curated record. Gene Ontology annotation, biological process: G protein-coupled receptor signaling pathway. Lineage: Eukaryota; Metazoa; Chordata; Mammalia; Primates; Cercopithecidae. Gene Ontology annotation, molecular function: G protein-coupled receptor activity. The coding region runs from base 930 to 2018 and encodes 362 amino acids.